AUGGCACUGCCGGUCGGUUUACUACUUUUCUGUGGUGUGCUUUAUUUAGUUGUGCAUCUCAUUAGGCAACGGUACUACUACUGGAGGAACCGGAAUGUACCGACGCUUCCGAGCUCGUUUCCGCUCGGCAAUUUUGCAGGACUUCGGCACAAGUCGGUGGCAGACGUGUCCAUCGAACUGUACCGGCAGAUGGACCCCAAGGAACGCUUCUACGGACUGUCGAUCAUGCUGCAACCAACCAUCAUGAUUACCGAUCUGGAUCUGAUCAAAACCAUGCUGAUCAAAGACUUUGCCUACUUCCCGGACCAUGGCGUCUACCACAACGAGCGGGUGGAUGCACUCUCCUGCCAUCUGUUCUGUCUCGAGGGUUCCAAGUGGAAGGACAUACGGUCGAAGCUAUCGCCCACCUUCACCUCCGGACGGAUGAGGGGAAUGUUUCCGAUUCUGAUGGAAGUGUCGAAAAAUUUCACCCACUUCCUUCGCACGGCAGUGGGCAGCUCGGGUGAGGUCGAUGUGAAGGAUUGCUGUGCGCGCAUGAUGAUCGACAACAUUGGUGGGUGUGCGUUCGGCAUUGAGUGUAACAGCUUUCACGACCCGGACAGUGCGUUCCGACGUGCCGGCCAGCUGGUGUUUCACAGUCCGCGACACUCGCAGGUGGUCAAUAAUUUGCUGAGAUUGUAUCCCGCGCUAGGGCAUGUGUUUGGGCUGAAGGUGAACCACGAUGAGGUGAUUGAGUUCUUCACCGGGUUGGUCGAGCGUACGGUGGCGAUGCGUGAGAACAGUGCCACCAAGCGUAACGAUUUGAUCGAUAUGAUGCUGGAGCUGAGGGCCGGCUCGAACGGUGCCGCACUCACGAUGAACGAGCUAAUGGCGCAAGCGUUCGGAUUCUUCCUGGCCGGGUACGAAACGUCUUCCUCGAACGUGACCUUCUGUCUGUACGAGUUGGCGCUUAAUGAGGCGUGCCAGGAACGGGCCCGCGUGUGUGUGCAGGAUGCACUGCAAAAACAUGGCGGUUUAACGUACGAAGCAUUAUCCGACAUGGACUACCUAGACCGUUGCAUCAAUGAAACGCUCAGGAAAUAUCCUCCCCUGCCUUUGCUACCGCGCCUAUCCUGCAAAGCGUACAAAAUCCCUGGCAGUGAUCUCGUCAUACCGCCAAGGAUGAAGAUUCAUAUACCCGUGUACGGCAUACAGCGCGACGAACGAUACUAUCCCGAACCGGACCGGUUCGAUCCGGACCGGUUCGCACCGGAACGGAUUGCCGAGCGGCACUUUAGCACCUUUUUGCCAUUUGGCGAGGGACCGCGAGUUUGCAUCGGACAGCGGCUGGGUGUGAUGCAGUCCCGCAUUGGGUUGGCGACUAUAUUGGCUAACUUCCGGUUACGACCGGGUCCCCGGACACAGAUACCGAUCGUGUAUGCAAAGGAUGCGAUUUUGCUGCAAUCGCAGGAUGAGGUGUUCUUGCAGGUUGAGCCUUUGUAG
Messenger RNA from Anopheles marshallii, 1482 nucleotides. Its product is annotated as probable cytochrome P450 6a13. The coding region runs from base 1 to 1482 and encodes 493 amino acids. The record is from RefSeq and is a predicted model, not a curated record. The transcript has 2 exons. NCBI's taxonomy places the organism in Eukaryota, Metazoa, Arthropoda, Insecta, Diptera, Culicidae. Gene Ontology annotation, molecular function: iron ion binding; oxidoreductase activity, acting on paired donors, with incorporation or reduction of molecular oxygen; monooxygenase activity.